UUUAGAAGCCACUUCCUUCUUACGCGAUCGUCACCUAUAAAGGCUAAGCGGGCCAAAAUUUCCUCGUCAAAUUCACGAUAAAAGGUUUCUAAAUUUUCCUGGAAUCUUCAACUUGACGGCAAGAUGUUUCCGGCGAAAAUUGAACAGCAACAGGGUGUUAACCACCAACAACGCACCACCAACACGGUGCCGGCAGACAAAGUGGUGAUCGCAGUGAAAGCAGAGAAAGUGAUAUCCAAGACAGCAUUAGCUUGGGCUCUCACUCACGUUGUCCAUCCUGGCGAUGGCAUAACGUUGCUUGCUGUCUUCACUAAGGAAAAAUCCGGUAAAAGAUUUUGGAACUUUCCGAGGUUGGCUGGAGAUUGUGGGAGUGAUCAACGUAAGAGUUUGCCGGAUUGUGUUUCUGAAAUCUCCGAGAAUUGUUCUCAGAUGAUGCUUCAGUUUCAUAACCAAAUUGAGGUUGGAGUGAGGAUUAAGGUGGUGUCAGGUACACCGGGCAGUGUUGUGGCGGCUGAAGCAAGGCGCCAUGGAGCCAACUGGGUUGUCCUGGACAAAAAACUGAAGCAAGAGCUGAAGCACUGCAUUGAGGAACUUCGAUGCAACAUUGUUGUAAUGAAAGGUUCUCAGGCAAAAGUUCUCAGGCUUAACUUGGGAUGCUCGAAUGAAGUCCAAGCCCCAUACUAUUCUGCUGCUUCUUCUCCAGAAAAAGAUGUUGGGAUGCUGCUUGGACACAGGAAGAAGCAUUCUACUCCUGUGAGCAGCCCUGAAGAACCGAGUACUUCCUACCCAAGAACCGGAGAAGGUUCGUCAUCGUCAAGCUAUGAUACGGAGAUGCCUCUUUUUCUUGUUUAUGAGCAAAAUCCUCUUUUUCAAGGACUGAAUAAAAUAAAAUACACAUUAAAAGAUGACCAAAACAACUAUGAUGACCAGCUUAGAGCUAUGUGCUCAGAUGGGGAAAGAAGUGUCCCUCUGUCAACAAACCCAAUAUCAGCCGUAAGCAGUGGUCGGAAGAGUGUAUUUUGGAUUCCCCAAAACCACAUGGUUGAUGGGAAGGUCUCCAAAACCCUGAAUUGCAGAAAUACUUCCAAAAUUAAAUCUCCAACUUCCAGAACUCUACUUGAUAAGUUUGUGCAAUAUGAUCACGAUGCUCUGGCUGGUAGGCUCAUCCAGAGCCAUCAAAAAGAGAUUGUAAGCUCAGGUAUCAGACAUGCAGUUUCUCUAGGUAGAACUUCUUCAAUGCCCCCUCCUUUAUGUUCUUUAUGCCAACACAAGGCACCGACUUUUGGAAAGCCUCCAAGACAAUUCUCUUAUGAAGAGCUGGAAGAAGCUACAGAAGGAUUCUCGGAAAUGAAUUUCUUGGCAGAAGGUGGUUUUAGCAAAGUUUAUAGAGGGGUGUUAAGGGAUGGACAGGUGGUUGCAGUGAAGCUCUUAAAGUAUGGUGGCUCUCAAGCAGAUGCUGAUUUCUGCAGGGAAGUGAGGGUAUUGAGCUGUGCACAACACAGGAACGUUGUGUUGUUAAUUGGGUUUUGCAUUGAUGGCAAGAAGAGAGUAUUGGUUUAUGAGUACAUAUGCAAUGGGUCACUGGACUUCCAUUUGCACGGAAACAAGAGAGCACCUCUAGAUUGGAACUCAAGGCUGAAAAUAGCAACUGGGACAGCAAGAGGUUUACGAUAUCUUCAUGAAGACUGCAGAGUGGGUUGUGUGGUGCACAGAGACAUGAGGCCUAAUAAUAUCCUCGUAACCCAUAAUUUUGAACCUCUGGUUGCUGAUUUUGGGCUUGCUAGGUGGCACGCUGAAUGUACUCUCGGUGGCGAGGAGCGAGUCAUUGGGACUUCAGGGUAUGUUGCACCAGAGUACACCAGUGGUGGAAAAAUUACGCAGACAGAUGACGUAUUUGCAUUUGGAUUGGUUUUAUUAGAGCUAAUGACAGGUCAAAGAAUCAGCAUGCUGCAAUUUUACAGGGGACGGAAUUUUUUGUCCGACUGUUUCCAUCCUGUCACUGCAUUGGAACCAAGUCAUGUCAUGGAAAGUAUUUAUGAAUUACUGGAUUCAUGUUUGGCCUCAGAGCAACUCCCUGAAUUUGCCUAUCAGCUACAAGCUAUGGGUCUAGCCGCUUCCUUGUGCCUCCGUCAUGAUCCAGAAACCAGACCUCCAAUGUCAAAGGUCCUUGGAAUACUUGAGGGGGGUGACUUGGCCGUUCCUCUGAGUUUAGACGUGAAUUCAGUGGGUAAUAGAAGUGGCCAUCUGAUUGGUCGGAGCUCAGGCACACAGCCUGACAGGAGGAGGGGUCAUUCACGUAAGCUUUCUCAUUGAAAAUUGAUUUUGUAGCAGUUAGCACCAACCAAUAUGUAUAACGAUAACGGCUCCGGGUGAGAUGAUCUUCUGUUAAAUGUAUAGUUCAGAACGGUUCAGUUCUUCCAUAGGUGAGUUGCUUUCCCAGUUUCAAACAUGUUAAUGGUGACAUGAUUCGUUUUCUUUUCCCCGUCGAUCCAAACUUCUGGUUGUAGAGUGUGCUCCGUUAAUGGUGUGACUGUGGAUCAGGAUUUUACCC
Populus euphratica (Euphrates poplar) is the source of this 2551-nucleotide messenger RNA. RefSeq names its product inactive protein kinase SELMODRAFT_444075-like. Lineage: Eukaryota; Viridiplantae; Streptophyta; Magnoliopsida; Malpighiales; Salicaceae. The transcript has 8 exons. Gene Ontology annotation, molecular function: protein kinase activity; ATP binding. The coding region runs from base 124 to 2313 and encodes 729 amino acids. The record is from RefSeq and is a predicted model, not a curated record. Gene Ontology annotation, biological process: protein phosphorylation.